CUGGAAAGUUCUCUGUCCUUCUUUUAGCGCUUGUCAAAUCCCAGACUCCGAGACAACGUGGACUCGAGGCAGCCUUGCCGAUAGCGCAUAUUUUGUUUGGAUACAAGUGUGAUUGGUGCACAACACUAGCGGAGUCUCUGUGCAGCUAGCUGGAAGUUGUAACGUAUAUUUUAUUUACGGUCGCAUUGAAAAAGUAGCUAAGCACGGCUAGCAGAGAGCUUUAACCAGCGUUAGUAAGCCAGCUAGCGUUGACGUUAGUCAGGUUGUUGCCUGCUGCCCUCGGCGUGGUUUGAGAAGUAGUUAGCUUUAGCCUCCACUGUUGUUAGCAAGCGUUAGUUAGCUUUGAAUUGUGGUGCAGGUCAGAGUAGGAGGAGGAAAUCUGCUUCAUGACAAUGACUGCAGAGGAGCAGACAAGUGAAGGACAACACACCAUCCCAAUGGAGGGAGAGGAUAUCACACCAAAGAAAGAUGGGGGUGUUUUAAAGUUGGUGAAAAGGGAAGGCACAGGCACAGAGUCACCUAUGACUGGUGAUAAAGUGUUUGUGCAUUAUGUUGGCACGCUAAUGGAUGGUACUCAUUUUGACUCGAGCAGAGACAGAGGAGAGAAGUUUUCCUUCGAGUUGGGCAAAGGUCAAGUAAUAAAGGCGUGGGACAUUGGUGUAGCCACUAUGAAAGUGGGGGAGCUGUGCCAGCUCAUCUGUAAGCCAGAGUAUGCAUAUGGAUCUGCAGGCAGCCCACCCAAGAUACCCCCCAAUGCCACUCUUGUUUUUGAGGUUGAACUGUUUGAGUUUCGUGGCGAGGACAUAACUGAUGAUGAGGAUGGAGGAAUCAUCCGUCGCAUUAUCACUAAAGGCCAGGGAUAUUCCAAGCCUAAUGAAGGAGCUGCUGUUGAAGUAACUGUGGAGGGCAUCUCUGAGGGACGAGUGUUUGACGAGAGAGAAUUGAAAUUUGAGAUUGGUGAUGGGGAGAGUCUUGGCUUACCAGCUGGAGUGGAGAAGGCAAUCAUGGCUAUGGAGCAAGGAGAGGAGGCACUUUUCAACAUUAAGCCUAAAUAUGGCUUUGGGAAUGCAGGAAAUGCAAAGUUUGAGAUUCCUGGUGGAGCAACACUGCAGUACAAGAUCAAACUGGCAGCUUUUGAGAAGGCCAAAGAAUCAUGGGAGAUGAACACAGUAGAGAAGCUGGAACAGAGCAGCAUUGUCAAAGAGAAGGGAACACAGUAUUUUAAGGAGGGAAAAUACAAGCAGGCAUCAGUUCAGUACAAAAGGAUUGUGUCAUGGCUGGAACAUGAAUCCGGUUUGUCGGAGGAGGACGACAAAAAAGCGAAAGCUUUGCGGCUGGCGGCACACUUGAAUUUGGCCAUGUGCUUCCUUAAGCUACAGGAGCCAAACCAAGCCCUAGAAAACUGUGACAAGGCUCUGGAAUUAGACGCAUCCAAUGAGAAGGCUUUGUUCCGAAGGGGAGAGGCGCUCUUUGGUAUGAAGGAGUUUGACAGGGCGAGAGAUGACUUCCAGCGAGUUGUUCAGCUGUAUCCUGCCAACAAGGCUGCCAAGAGUCAGGUGGUGCUCUGUCAGAAACGUAUCAAGGAGCAGCACGAGAAGGACAAACGCAUCUACGCCAACAUGUUCCAGAAAUUUGCAGAGAGGGAUUCAAAGAAAGAAGCAGAGAGGGUGAAGAGCGAGAGCAAGGAGAACAGCGAUGACGAGAUGGAGGUUGAGAACGGAGAGAAGGAAGCUGCGAGCGAAGCAAAAGCGUAGAUGAAGAUGUCACAGCGUCGCAGCUCAUCUGUAUUUCAGACUUUUGUAACUUCAGCCGUUUGUGUUUAAGGUGUGUGUGUAUAUGAAAUGUGUGUAUGAGAACGAGCGCGUCCAACGAGAGCACUGACUUUGGGCACGCCUUUGCUGGCUUUCUUUGUGUCUGGGCUUUUUUGCUGUGGCAGCUAGCCGAGCGGGUGGGGGCUUCCCCAGCAGCUGAUGGCACUGAGGGACGUGGUUUUAAUAUAUGAAUUGAGUGCCACAACCCCACCCCCACCCCCCGAACCCUUUCAGCUCACAGCUUUGAAAUGUGCAUGUGUGUUCACAGCCUUUCGGGGUAGGAAAAAAAAAGUGCAUCCCAAGUGUUACGUGUAGAUAUUCAAAACCCUCACCCGUCAAGGGCUAGACCAUUCACCCUGCACCACCUUCCGUCCUUUACCCUUCCUCGCGUUUUUUGCUACCCAUCACACCCCUCCCUUCCCACCUCUCAUGGGCCUACUGAUCAAUUCCUGGAGUUGUGAUGGCAGUGUGCAUAGAUAUGAUGUGUCUGAAUGUUAGAGUGCCUGUGUCCCAAAGUACGUAUGUAGCAGCACUGUGGAUAGGUGGAAUAAUUAAUUGUUUUCCUGGAAUAGCUGUUGGAGCUCGAGCUUCUCACUCAGUCUAAAGAUGGAGCUCCCCUAUAGCCCCAUGGGUACAGGACUGUUCACCUUUGCUUUGACUUUGUACUUUUUUUUUUCCUCAGUGUUGUGCUUGUAUUUUCUGUAUUGUUCUAAAAAUGAUGAAUACAACCAAUUACUUAACUGGAAUAUGUGCAUUUUAAAGCAGCUACAGUAGAAAGGACAUUAAAUAGCUUCUCCUGGACACACUCAAGUAAUAAACAGUUAAGUCUUAGUCUUAAUUUACUGUAAAAAGUACAUGUGUGAACAUGUGCGUACACGGCUCAUCGGAUUCAGGCUGUUAAAGGCUGUACUCAGAGGAAGAUAUGAGCUCUGUUCAGUCAGCAGCAUCUGUAUAGAAGAGCAGAAACUGAACUGAUGGGCUGAUUUAAAACAGGGUCAUGUGUUGAGUUUAUCUGUGUUUGUUGGAAGGGUCACUGUUUGGUCUGCCCUGACAGAAGGAUAUAAUAAACAAUAGCUACAACGUGAA
This is a messenger RNA of Toxotes jaculatrix (banded archerfish), 2897 nucleotides long. It is a transcript of the gene fkbp4, whose product is annotated as FKBP prolyl isomerase 4. Gene Ontology annotation, molecular function: peptidyl-prolyl cis-trans isomerase activity; protein binding. The transcript has 11 exons. The record is from RefSeq and is a predicted model, not a curated record. Lineage: Eukaryota; Metazoa; Chordata; Actinopteri; Toxotidae. Bases 387 to 1754 code for a protein of 455 amino acids.